GGGCGGUGCCCGGCCAUGGCGGCGCGGGGCCCCGAGGCGGCGGCGUUGCGGGCGCUGUACCUGUCGCGGGUCGCGGCCCGGCCCGGGCCCUGCGCCGACCCCGCCAUUGCCGCCCGGGCGCGGCGGCUGCUCCUGGGCCCGGAGGGGCUGCCGGGCCUGGGGCACAGCGGGGCCCUGGACGUGCGCGCCGUGGCCGAGCGGUGCCGGCGGGCGCGGGGCGAUCGCGCCCUGCGCGACCUGGUGAAGGCGCUGGAGCUGCUGGAGCUGCUCUGCCUCAACCUGCUGCUGUGCCCCUGGCGCAGGGAGAUCCGCUCGCUCAAGACAUUCACUGGUAACUUUGUCUACUAUAUCCAGUCAGUGCUCCCAGAUGACAUUGUCAAAGCAGUCCUGGAGAAAAUAGGGUACGUUGCAACAACAGCAACAGAGUUUUCACUUGUCAAAAAGAGAAACAAUGAGGAAACAAAGCAGACUGCAUUUGAAAUAUUCCUGGCAAGGAUCGAGUGCGAAACCAUCCUGGAAAUGACAAGUGAAGGAAAAGGUGGCAAUUUGGAGGAUCCCCUCCAGCAGAGAACACAAACAGGGCAGCAGCGAGGAGAGCAGGACAGAGCUCACCCACCCCAGAGGGGAGACACGGAAAACCCAGAAAAGGAAGAAAGCAGUGAGACAGCUUUGUGCCUUGCUCUCCAGCAGAACUGCUCAGCUCCCUGCCCUCUGUCCUUUGAAGCUGCUGGGAAUGUGGAAAUCAAGGAUAAGUUGGCUCUGGCAGCAGCUGCUCCAUCCACCCCCAUCCCUCUGGAACUCGUCGGCUCCGUGCGGCUGCCGGGGCAGUGCUCGGACAGCGAGGACUUCCUGGUCAAGUACAGUGACAUUGUCAUAGGACAAACACCUAUUUUCAGUGAGAAUCGUUCUCCAAGGGCUUUUGAGACAGAGCCAAGAGCCAGUGUGAGUGAGGAAUGUGCCUUGGCUGCAGAGCCCCGGGGGGCUGAGCUGGGGCCUGUGCCCCUGUCCCCAGGAGCCAGCGGCCCCCCAGCCUUUGCCAUGUUUGCUGACAGCCCCUGUGACAGCUCAGCCCACGUGGAGUUCAGAGCUUCACAACUGCCCCAAGAAUCCAUUGAAGCAGAAAUCAAGGAUGCCAUGAACUGCAUAGACCCAGACCCUGCCGAUGGACCCACUGAGCUGAAGUCUCUGCCCUACACGGACUUUGCCUCUGCCCAGACUGUCCCCAGGGAGGAGGAGGUUUGUGAUCUGUCCUUAACUUUCACAAAACUACAGAUCAAGGACACUCAGGAAGAUCUGAUGUAUCCAGUGGAGGAAACUGGCCAACCUGCAGCAGCAGCAUGUGCAAGUGCCAGUGACAGGCACAGAAGAGAAUUUAAUCACUCCAAAAUCAAACACACAUAUCUGGCUGAUGCUGAGCCAUCCUCAGACCUGUGCUGUACUGCUGGGAACACGGAGCAUUCCACCACUGGUUCUGAUGGCAAGAGACUGUUCAUGGAUACUGGUAACACACACAGAGCCUCUGAGGGCUUCAGGCACAUCAGAGAGCCCCCCAACCUCACCUACAUCCCACCACAGAGUAUCGAUGUUCGGCCUUCACAGCCAAGAAGGACCAGCACACAGGACAGAAGGACCCUCCUGCAGCCUGAACCUGACCCUCCUGAAUCCAGUGAAGUAACUCUGGAGAACUGGAAUUCAGAACUGAGUGAAAACCAGGAGCCUUAUGUCAUUAUUGACAGGACCGACCAAGGAAUGUUAUGCCAUCACAUUUGAGUCUACCAGUGCUUUAUCUCUAAUCUGCCUGGGGGUUUUGCCUCUCACUUGUGGCCUUGAUCAUCUUUUCAAGGAGAUGAUUAGUUUUGUCAAAACAGUUUAAAAAAAACCAAAACCACAUUACUGCUUUUGGACAGUAAAAAACAGUAGUUUGUUAGCUCACUGCACUCCUUGGAAGCUGUUCUGAGCUCAUCUUCCUCCUGCCUUCAGCUGCGAACAAGUUUAGAAAGUUUGACAACGUUCCUCUAGGUUUGAGGAGGGAAACAGCCCUGUGAACACUCUUGGUUUUGGAGAGGCAAUAACCUGUAUUACGGGUUUUAUACCUGCCUUCAUUUAUAACCAGAAUAUUUUGUGGUUACUACCACAGUUUUCAAGAGAAGCUUUGAGCAUCAUAACUGUUCACUGCCACCAGGAGAGAGAUCCAGCUACUGCUGCCAUUUCCCUUGUCCCUGCUCCUGCCACUUAAUUCUGCACCAGGAUUCACAGAAUUUUUCUGUAAACCAGUUCAUUUUAUUCAUUUUAUUUCAUCAUAAAAUUAAGGAGGAAAAACUGCCAUUCUGUGCCAUUUUAGUGUCAAGGAAAUGUCAGCAGAGAAGGUUGCAGUGAGCACCAGAGCCAGGAUGAGGGAUUCUCUGGAAGCAGCAGUGCCGUGUGCUGAGAGGGAAGGGGAGCAGGAGUGUUGGAUCAGCUGUGAGCUGAGUCACACCAGGGAGAGCCUCUGUCAUACACAACAUUUAAUUCAUUUAGAAAAUGAAUUAAAUGUUGUACCUAGUACCUAGCCACUGGUACUGUACUUAAGCAGAGUCUUCAGUGCUUCUUUAUACACUUGUUACCCAGAAGGACACUUUAAUACUGCAUCGAGUAGCUUUUCCAGCAGCACUUCAAUGUGUGCUGGUUUUGGCUGGGGUGGAGUUAAUUUUCUUCACAGUGGCUCUGCUUUGGAUGCUAAAAGUGCUUUGUUGUUUCAUGUAUAGUUUAAACAGUAGCUGAAAUUAAUUUUGUAUAAAUAGCUUAUAAUUGACAUUCAGCCCUCAAAAAAUUCAAAGAGGAGCACAUGGAUUACACUAGAAAAAGCUCAGGAGCUAAAAUGUAAAGAUCUGCUUUUUGAACCACUAAUUGCUGAAGUUCUGCCAUCCCCUGGUUCCAGCAGUGUGGGGGGAACAGAACUUUGCCCAAGCUCACACCAAGGGCUGCCUUCAGCUUUGGGUGAGGUUGUGAGAAACAGUUAUUAUGGACAAAAAAUGUUCACAGGGCUCUUUCCUGACAAAUCACAGUGACAUACUCUGGGCUGUAGGAUUCUCUGUACUAAACCAUCAAGUGAGAUUUUCUGGACUGUACAAAACAUGCAUCCUGGGCUUCUACAACCCAUAAUGAAAUCAGAAUUUAGAACAAACUGCUGAUGACUGAACUUCAAAUUUAUAGAACCAUUUCCAAAGAAACAGUUCUUUUGGACUCUUUUACAGAAGAAAAAGGUUUGAAAGUUUAAGGUUUGAAAGUUUUAAGAAUAAUCACUAUCCCCCUACAAAUAAGCUUCAAUAAGAAAGAUAAUUAAUUAGCACACAAAAUCUUAUUUUUAAGCUAGAAUUCUAAAGAUUUACAACAGACCCAUAGCAUGGCAUUACUGGGAUCACUGGGAUCCUUAGUACUAACUCAGUACUAAACCAGGAAAUGCUCAGUGCACUCAUCAUAAAGUCGUAGUGAUUUGGGAAAAAAAAAGCCCAUCAAAUGUGACUAACGAGACAUGAACUGCAGUUCCUGACUUGGUGCAGUCCCUUCAAUGCAAGGUUUUUAGUCACACCACAAAACUGCAAAAGAAAGGCAGUGAUCUCCAAGAGCAAUACCAUCAGAUGGUGUUGAAAGGCCACGUCACCCAAUAUUUGUGUCCUCCAAGUGCCAGACAAAUGUCUGCAAUCCGUGAUCAAAGUGCUCACUGAUGCCUUCCUUGCUCCAGCUAAACCAACCAAAACCAUUAGGGAAAAUAUAUGUAUAUUGUACUUCAGGGAUCAUUCCCCUAAAAUUACACAGAAAAAGUAAGGUGAACACAGUCCAAACUGCCUUGAAAGGAUUACCUUGAAGAGAACAUUCAGAGGGUAAAGCACCAGAGAAGGGCAACUCAACACUUGAGCUGAUGAGUCCUGAAUGAAACCCCCACUAGUUCACUCUCCAAGUACCUGCAGGUCAUAAUAAACUGAUCACAAUCUAAA
Molecule: messenger RNA, 3974 nt
Organism: Pseudopipra pipra
Lineage: Eukaryota; Metazoa; Chordata; Aves; Passeriformes; Pipridae
Exons: 2
Coding region: 16-1770 (584 amino acids)
Cellular component (GO): cytoplasm
Source: RefSeq, a predicted model, not a curated record